AUGUAUAAAAUGGAGUAUUCUUACCUAAAUUCCUCUGCCUACGAGUCAUGUAUGGCCGGGAUGGACACGACGAGCUUGGCAUCGGCCUACGCGGACUUCAGCUCUUGCAGUCAAGCCAGUGGGUUUCAGUACAAUCCCAUCAGGACCACUUUCGGGGCCACCUCCGGCUGCCCGUCCCUCACGCCGGGGUCCUGCAGCCUGGGGACCCUGCGGGACCACCAGAGCAGCCCGUACGCCGCAGUUCCCUACAAGCUCUUCACGGAUCACGGAGGACUGAACGAGAAGAGGAAGCAGAGACGCAUCCGGACCACCUUCACCAGCGCCCAGCUGAAGGAGCUGGAGCGGGUCUUUGCUGAGACCCACUACCCGGACAUCUACACCAGAGAGGAGCUGGCUCUCAAGAUAGAUCUGACUGAAGCCCGAGUGCAGGUUUGGUUCCAAAACCGACGUGCAAAGUUUCGCAAACAGGAGCGAGCAGCUGCAGCGGCCGCAGCGGCUGCCAAGUCCAACUCCGGGAAGAAGUCCGACCCCAGAGACGAUGACAGCAAAGACAACAAAUCCACCGACCCGGACAGCACAGGAGGACCGGGCCCGAACCCCAUCAACACCUCCAACUGCGGAGGACCGAGCCCCACCGGAGGCCAGGUGAACACCACCGGGAACGGACAGAUGGAGCAGGUGAAGACCGCAGUCUCCAGCGGCAUGGGGGUGACAGCGGCCAGCCAGGGAUGGGCCACCGCCCCGGGGACCAUCACCUCCAUCCCGGACUCGUUGGGAGGGCCCUUCGCCAGCGUACUGUCGUCUUUGCAAAGACAGAAUGGAGCCAAAGCUACUUUAGUAAAGACCAGCAUGUUCUAG
Molecule: messenger RNA, 858 nt
Organism: Anoplopoma fimbria (sablefish)
Lineage: Eukaryota; Metazoa; Chordata; Actinopteri; Perciformes; Anoplopomatidae
Product: paired mesoderm homeobox protein 2B-like
Exons: 3
Coding region: 1-858 (285 amino acids)
Biological process (GO): regulation of transcription by RNA polymerase II
Molecular function (GO): DNA-binding transcription factor activity, RNA polymerase II-specific; RNA polymerase II transcription regulatory region sequence-specific DNA binding
Source: RefSeq, a predicted model, not a curated record